Molecule: messenger RNA, 1938 nt
Organism: Penicillium salamii
Lineage: Eukaryota; Fungi; Ascomycota; Eurotiomycetes; Eurotiales; Aspergillaceae
Source: the annotation of a GenBank genome assembly
AUGUCGAAUCCUGCAGAAUCGGAUCUGAGCCGGACAGCGAGGUGGCUGGUUCCCUUUGGUUUGAUUCUAUUCCCUUUCUUCUGGGUGAAUCGUGUCAACACCGUGGUUCCAGACCCUUACCUGGAUGAAGUCUUCCACGUUCCCCAAGCUCAGGCAUACUGGGCGCAUAAAUGGACUCAAUGGGACCCAAAGCUCACGACUCCGCCGGGUCUAUAUCUGGUUUCAUAUCUGAUCUUUACCCUUCGUACUCCGGAGGCUCUGACGACGGCUGUCCUUCGCAUGACCAACAUUGGCGCCAUCUCGGUCUUGCUCCCCUGGAGAUUGCAAACAUUGCUGGACACCCUUCAGAAAACCAAAAAUACUCGUCCAUUGGGUGCUAAUCUGUCCCACACCGCGUUGAAUAUCUGUCUGUUCCCGCCCCUGUUUUUCUUCUCCGGCCUGUACUACACAGAUGUGCUUGCUUUACUCUUUGUGGUGGAAGCAUACAACUGGGACCUGAAAAGGGACUCACAGGAUGCAAUCCCUAAUGCGAAACGGAACAAGCUUUUGGAAUAUUUGGGAUUCCUCGGGUUUGCCCUGUCGGCAUUGGUCUGUCGCCAGACCAACAUCUUUUGGGUGGCUGUGUUCUUCGGUGGCCUUCAGGCUGUUCGCACAAUUAAAAGAUCUUCCAAGUCUUGUAUGUCAUCGAAAUGGAUGAAUAUUGUGAAGCAGGGUGGACAAAACGAGGUCUAUGAUCCACCUGUGUCAGGGGCUUCAUUGGAAGAUUAUGUCAAGACAGCUCUCUCUCUUGCGACUGUUGGUCUGAGAAGACCAUUUGCGCUCCUCGCUUCCGUUAUUCCGCACCUGAUUGUUCUCGGGGCCUUCGGCGCCUUUGUGCUAUGGAAUAACGGUGUUGUGCUAGGUCACAAGGAGUUCCAUACUGCAGGAAUUCACCUGGCUCAAAUGCUGUAUAUUUGGCCUUACAUCGCGUUCUUCUCUUGGCCACUCUUUGUAAUACCAUUGAUCAACAUUCUGGCUCUCAAGCCACUUCCCUCUUGGAUCAAUCUCCGCUUCCCUCCAAAGCAAGCAAAGUACCCCAGAAUCAAGGCCGCUCUGAUUGUGGUCCCGCUGAUGCUUGCUGUCGUCCACUUCAACACCAUCGUGCAUCCUUUCACUCUCGCUGACAACCGACACUAUGUGUUUUACGUGUUCCGUCUUCUGCUGGGCAUUCAUCCGGCUGUCAAAUACGCCGCCGUGGCGGUCUACUUCCUUUGUGGGUGGGCAGUCAUCUCCGCGUUUGGAUUUACCACCAUCCAACGGACACCUCGUACUGUGCGUAUUCAACAGCCCGCGGUCUCUCCUCCCAGUGCCCCUGCCGCUGCCCCCGCACCAGCUCCUGCACCAGCUCCGGCUAAGUCAAAGCCUAAGCCUAAGCCUAAGCCAGCACAGGCUCACGAGCAACCGCCAAAAGGUACCAAGAGACCUAGCAAACCCAACCGGAAAAGCAGUCCCCAACCUGUGGCCGAGAAGAGCACCGAUCCUGUGCCUGAAAAGAGCACAGAUCCCACAGAUCCCGAGGUCCUGGCCAAGGUGCAGCAACAUCUUCUUACGCGCCAGAGAGAAACAAUAGAAACACCCCGUGUCAGUUUCGUAUUGAUUUGGCUGGCGGCCACUUCGCUUUCCCUGAUCACUGCGCCGCUUGUCGAACCCCGCUACUUCAUCAUUCCUUGGGUUAUGUGGCGUCUCCAUCUUCCCCCCUUGCCCUCUCUUUACAAGCACCGGGAGACACGUCCCCGCGAGGAAGCAGCCAAGCGGAACUCUGAUUUCAUCAUCAACUCGCCUAAGUUCGUGGAGAUGGCCUGGUUCUUGAUCAUCAACCUGGUCACAGGGUAUGUCUUCUUGUACAAGGGUUUUGAGUGGCCCCAGGAGCCUGGCAAGAUCCAACGCUUCAUGUGGUGA